Messenger RNA from Panonychus citri (citrus red mite), 1062 nucleotides. It is a transcript of the gene Galphai, whose product is annotated as guanine nucleotide-binding protein G(i) subunit alpha-1-like. The record is from RefSeq and is a predicted model, not a curated record. Gene Ontology annotation, biological process: adenylate cyclase-modulating G protein-coupled receptor signaling pathway. Bases 1 to 1062 code for a protein of 353 amino acids. The transcript is spliced from 4 exons. Gene Ontology annotation, molecular function: G protein-coupled receptor binding; G-protein beta/gamma-subunit complex binding; GTP binding. Gene Ontology annotation, cellular component: heterotrimeric G-protein complex. NCBI's taxonomy places the organism in Eukaryota, Metazoa, Arthropoda, Arachnida, Trombidiformes, Tetranychidae.
AUGGGAUGUGCCAUCAGUGCCGAAGAUAAAGUUGCCAUUGAGAGAAGUCGUAAGAUCGACCGUGACUUGCGAAGUGAAAUGGCGAACCAAGCAAAAGAAGUUAAGCUUUUGCUUUUAGGUGCCGGUGAAUCUGGUAAAAGUACUAUUGUCAAACAGAUGAGAAUCAUCCAUGAACAGGGUUAUUCUCAGGAGGAAUGUAUUCAACACCGACCCGUUGUUCAUUCUAAUACUAUUCAAAGUUUAGCUGCCAUUAUCAAGGCUAUGAGAAUGCUUAAGAUUGAUUAUGGUGAUCUUUCCAGGGAACAAGAUGCCAGAAAAUUUUUCCAAUUUAUCUCUUCUCGAGAGAAUAUAAUUACCCCUGAUUUGGCUAUCAUAAUGCAUCGAUUAUGGAGAGAUGACGGAAUUCAAAAGUGUUUCGCUAGAUCUCGCGAAUAUCAACUUAACGAUUCAGCUAAAUAUUACUUAAAUUCCUUGGAUAGAAUAUCUCAACCUAAUUAUAUUCCCACUCAACAAGAUGUCCUCCGGACUCGUGUUAUAACAACUGGUAUUGUGGAAACUCAGUUUACCUUUAAAGGAUUAAAAUUCAAAAUGGUUGAUGUCGGUGGACAAAGAAGUGAAAGGAAAAAGUGGAUCCAUUGCUUUGAAGGAGUUACAGCGAUCAUUUUCUGCGUUUCUCUCGCUGGUUACGAUCUUGUGCUCGCUGAAGAUGAAGAAGUGAAUCGUAUGGUUGAAAGUAUGAAACUAUUCGACUCAAUUUGUAACAACAAAUGGUUCAAUGAUACUGCUAUCAUCUUAUUCUUGAAUAAGAAAGAUUUAUUCGAGGAGAAGAUUAAACGUUCACCGAUCACCGUUUGUUUCCCUGAAUAUCGAGGUUCCAAUACUUAUGAAGAAGCUGCUGCUUAUAUUCAGAUGAAAUUUGAAAAUCUUAACAAGAGAAAAGGAUUAAAGGAAAUCUAUACACAUUUGACCUGUGCCACUGACACCAAUAAUAUUCAAUUCGUUUUCGAUGCAGUCACUGAUGUAAUUAUCAAAAAUAAUCUCAAAGACUGUGGUCUCUUUUAA